AGAUUUAGUCGGGAGAAGACUAUGGCGGAGACGACCCUCAACACACUAAAACUGAAGCUCGAUCCCAGCAGUGAAUUGGACCAAGGUAUAAAAAUAUUGUUGAACAGAUCUGAAGAUUUGUCUUUGGAUGGAACUGAGAGUGUUAAUAGAAUUAUCCGCCAAUUACAUGUUGAAGAUUUUCAGCAACUGAUACAUCUGCAUCUCCAAAACAAUGUUGAGUUCACCCAUAUCAUCAAUAGGAAGGUUGUGUUCCCCAAUUUAACAACCUUGAGCGUAAGUAGCUGUGAUCAUCUAAGAUUCUUGUUCUCAUUUUCUAUGGCUAAAAGUCUGGUGGAGCUCAAGCAUCUUGAAAUAUCCACAUGUCACUCCAUAGAAGAAAUUGUAUCAACAGGGGAAUGUGGUGAAGAAAAUAUGGAUAACAUGUUUAAUAAGCUGGAAGAUUUGAAGCUCUGUGAUCUUCCAAAUCUCGCUAGGUUCUGCACAGCAAGUUAUAUUGAAUUUCAGGCCUUGAAGAAUUUGGAAAUAGUGAAAUGUUCUAAUAUGGGGGCAUUUAUUACAUGCAAAGAAAUUGAACAGUGGGAUGCGGAAGAGAACCUUGAUCUAAAGAGUGAAACUGUUGUACGGUACUGCCUCUUUAACGAAAAGGUAGGAUUUCCUGGCUUGGAGAGACUGAAAAUCAAUCAGGCAAGGAAGUUAGAGACAAUAUGGCACAUCCAACUUUCUGGGAGAGACUCGUUUCACAGACUCAGACAAGUUGAGGUUUCCGAGUGCUACAAUCUAAUAAAUAUUUUUCCACCUAGUGAAGUGAUUGGGGGUUCUUCCGAAGAAAUAUGUGUGAUUGGGGACCCGCUCUUUCUAAACUUGGAAAUUCUUGAGGUGGAGCGGUGUUCCAGGUUAAAGAAUCUAGAGUCAUCCUCAGUAUCUUUCAGGAAUAUAAAAACUUUGAAAGUAAUUGGUUGCGAGGGAUUGGAAUAUCUAAUGACAUAUUCAGUGGCUAAAAAGUUCGUGCAACUCGCAACAAUGGAAGUGAGGAGUUGUGAAAGAAUUGUAGUAAUAGUGGGAAGUAACAUAGUUGGAGAUGAUGCAGCACCAAAUGAGAUUACUUUCAGCCGCUUGGAACAGUUAAAACUUUCAGAUCUACCAAGUCUACGAGGAUUUUGCUCUUCCAGAAAUUGCAUUGUCAAAGUCCCAUCCUCGAGGACCUUAAUGGUAGAACUCUGCCCAAUCAAGUUGACGAUUUCCCCUGAUGGGCUCCUCGUGCAGGAGGCAGUAUCUGAUAUAGAACAGAGUUAUAAUCAGUUGAAUGAUAAGGAACUUAAGCCAUUGUUCUUGCUAUGUGGGAUUACUAUGAGGGGAAAAUAUAUUAGCUUCGAAGACUUGUUGAGGUAUGGUAUGGGUUUGGGUUUCUUUGGAAAAGACUUCAAAGUGGAAAAAGCAAGAGAUGUGUUGCAUUCACGGAUCAAAAAGCUUAAAGAUUUUUGUCUACUGACUGAUAGCAGCGAUAAUAGAUAUGUAAGAAUGCUUGACCGUGUACGUGAUGUUGCGAAGCAGAUUGCGUUAAGAGAUCAACACAUCUUAUCAUUAGCGGAAGACGGUCACCUCCAUGAGUUGAAAGAAUGGACAGAUCAGUAUUUCUUAGAGAAGUGCACAAUCAUGUCUUUCCCCUCUAGCAACAAUAUCCCAAGUCUUCCUGAAGUUAUGCACUGCCCAGCUCUGAAAAUGUUUCUUUUGCAAGGUGAUCUAGAUGAUGGCUUGCAGAAAAUCCCACCUAGAUUUUUUGAAAAGAUGAACAACCUCAAAGUCUUGAGUUUGCGAUGUAUGACUAUUCCAUCACUUCCUCCAUCUUUUCAGUCCCUGAAAAAUCUGGAUGCCCUAUGUUUAGAUAAGUGCAUAUUGGGAGACGUCGCUUUAAUUGGGGAGCUAAGUAACUUGGAAAUUCUUUCUUUUUCAGAAUCCAAUAUCAAACAAUUGCCUGGAGAAGUAGGGAAAUUGACUCAUCUUAGGUUGUUGGAUUUAUCUGAUUGCUCUAAUCUUGAAGUGAUUUCACCUGGUGUUAUUUCAAGCUUAGGGAGACUGGAAGAGUUGAGAAUGAGAAAUAGCUUUAACAAGUGGGAGGUUGAAGGUGAAAGAAGUAAUGCAAACCUUUCAGAGCUGAAGCAUUUGUCUCAGCUAUCUGCAUUAGAAGUACAUAUUCCUAAUGCUGACAUUCUUCCAGCAAACUUGUUCUCCCACAAGUUAGAAAGAUUCAAUAUAAUUAUUGGGGAUGCAUAUAUGUGGGAGAAACGUAUGACUGAGACGACCCUCAACGCACUAAAAGUGAAGCUCACUACUGCUAGCAUUGAAGAAUUGGAUGAAGGCCUAAAAUUUCUUGUGAAAAGAACAGAAGACUUGUCCUUAUAUGCGGAGGGAAUGAAUACCAUUGUCCAUUCACUGAACACAGAAGAUUUUGGGCAUCUGAAACAUCUGCAACUCCAAAGCAACAGUGAUUUUAAUCAUAUUAUAAACAAGGAGGUUUUAUUCCCUAAUUUAAGGACCUUGAGAGUACAUAGAUGUGAUCGCCCAAGCUUUUUGUUCUCAUUUUCUAUGCCUGAAAGUCUUGCGGAACUCAAGCAUCUCGAGAUAUCCACAUGUGAAAUUAUGGAAGAGCGUCUAUCAUCAACAAGAUAAUACGGCCAAGAAAUUAUGGAUUACAUGUUUUAUAAGCG
Molecule: messenger RNA, 2705 nt
Organism: Rosa chinensis
Lineage: Eukaryota; Viridiplantae; Streptophyta; Magnoliopsida; Rosales; Rosaceae
Product: probable disease resistance protein At4g27220
Exons: 4
Coding region: 22-2667 (881 amino acids)
Source: RefSeq, a predicted model, not a curated record